Molecule: messenger RNA, 1170 nt
Organism: [Torrubiella] hemipterigena
Lineage: Eukaryota; Fungi; Ascomycota; Sordariomycetes; Hypocreales; Clavicipitaceae
Source: the annotation of a GenBank genome assembly
AUGGCUUCCUCCGACGCUCCGAGGUAUUUGGAAAAUACCAUGCCCAUGAAAACCCUUCCAUCUACGCCAAAGGACCUGCUUCAAUCUACACUAGACACCUUGAUACAAACAUAUCCCGUGCCGGAGAGCUACGACGCCCAGCUGCAAAAGGGAAUAUUCAGCGGCUAUACUAGUCUUGCAUAUCUCCUUCUACAAAUACACAGACUACACCCCGAUAUUUCCGUGCAAGACAAGAACCUACGGGCAUGGACGUUGGCCUAUCUAGAGCCUAUCCGCCGAGAAGAACUAGUUCACGGGGAUGAUGAAUAUCGUGCAGGCUCACACAGCGAGAGUCUCUCUGUGGAUGCUCUUCAUUCAUGUCUCUCAGGCACCGAAGAAGAUGUCCAAUCUGUAUUGGCUAGUGUUGCACAGUAUUUAGACCUCGAGCGGCCAUACAUGGAUGAACUCUUCUAUGGCCGGGCUGGGCUUCUGUACGUGUUGCGGCUUGUAAAGUCUUGGGCCCCUGCACACUCUGCCGCUAUCGAAGAGUCUAUAGCCGCCGUGGCGGAAGCAACCCUUCAAAACCGCAAGGAAAAGGGCAAUUGGACAAUUGUCAACACACGCUACUACGGCCCUGCGCAUGGCGACAUUGGUAUCCUCGUGCAGUUGGUGCUGUCGAAACCGUCCAUAGCACCCGACGUUCGCAAUAUCCUAGUGGAACUGCUAGAUUUACAACAGGAGAGCGGAAACUGGCCCACAUCAGAGAAGACUGUACAGGAGGGUACCGACAAAGACUUGGUCCAGUUCUGCCAUGGGGCUCCAGGAUUCGUGUUGUCACUGCAGGCGCUACGGCCAUUCUACCCGGAUCUGCAAGAACGUAUAGACAAGGCUAUUGAAAGGGGGCGUUUGAUUACCUGGGAACGAGGCCUGUCAGUGAAAGAGCCGAGUCUGUGUCAUGGGAUUCUCAGCAAUGCGUUAGCUCUUCCACCGGGAGCUCAGCGCGAGCACUUUCUUUCAUUUUGCACCUUGGAUGCUGUCGAGCAAGCCAAAGAAGAAAACCCGGAAUUAUUUCAGCAGGCGAGCUACACAAGCAAGGUGUCGCCACUGCUCAACUAUCUGCCUAGCGCGGCGUGGACAUGGGCUGUCUGCGAGCUGGACCCGGCACCAAUCCCGCUGUUCACCGACGUGUAG